This is a messenger RNA of Chelonus insularis, 1119 nucleotides long. RefSeq lists its product as uncharacterized. NCBI's taxonomy places the organism in Eukaryota, Metazoa, Arthropoda, Insecta, Hymenoptera, Braconidae. The record is from RefSeq and is a predicted model, not a curated record. Bases 130 to 783 code for a protein of 217 amino acids. The transcript is spliced from 2 exons.
AAGAAGGUUCGUGAGGGAGAAAAAAACUUUUGUCCAUCGUGAUCAGGCGUCUAGUGUCAUUGUCGAGGACACCCUUUUGAUUGUUUUAUUUUGUUUGUUUGACAUUUAAAAGUCAUAAAAUUUAUUACCAUGGCCCGGUUAGUUUUGCUAAUUGCUGCGGGCCUUUUAUUAUAUUCAGCAAUAUCAGUGAAGGCUCAAGAAGUGUCUGAAUUAUUUGAUUGCUUUUAUAACAAUGAUAGUCUUGAGUGUGCCAAAAAAACCACAGAUGAAGCACUUCAAAAAAUUGAAUCUGAGAUCACUGGUAAAAAAAAUCCCGUUGCCUUCAGCAAGGUUAUUGAGAAGGCCGGAAGCUUGAUGAUCGAUGGUGUUAAUGCUGUCUUCAAUCAUGAGCACAAUGCUACUGAGAUUCUAAAUGAUACUCAUGCACGUGAAUCGAGAAAAAAGAAAUUUGGAAAGAAAAAGAAACUUUUACUUAAGUUGAUACCACUUUUUAUGGCUAUAAAAGCUAAAAUUAGUUUAAUUCUCCAGUUUAUCUCGACGCAUUUCCAGUUAAAAUUUUUCGCUAUUGCCGUUGUCAGUCUCAUAAUUAACUUUAUUCGUCUAUGGUUGGAAAUAAAAAGGUCUCACACACCAGCUAAAGUCAUUUAUUACGAGCAUGCACAGCAUCAACAUCAUUAUGAUACUGAUGAUGAGCAUAGUUAUUGGAAGAGACGAUCAAAUGAUGAUGAUGAAACUUCUACACAAUUGGCUUAUCGUGCUUGGAUGCCAAAAGAACGGCAAUAAAACUGAUAAUCAAACUGAAUCUAAAAAAGCUUUCAAAUUUUUAAAGUUUUAUUUUUGGCUAUUUAACUGGCCAAAUGCCGAAUAAAUAUAAGCCCAUCGUUCCACAACUUGUUAAGUAUACUUUCUCGUGGAAUGUGCCGAGCCCAUUUUUGGAUUGUUCCACUAUAAUUCGAAAUUUAAAUUCUCAAUGCAGCGUCAAUGAUUUUAAAUUACCGUUAUACCAAAGUUAAUGACGUAUAAAAAUCUAUGUUCGUAGAAAAUAAAAUUUCACAAAUGAUAAAAAAUUAUUUUCUGUCUAAAAAAAUAUUUUUAGAGAAAAAUAAUUUUUUAAAUAUA